GGCCAUUUCCGGGUGGUUGUUAGUGACGCUCUCCAGCGGUCGUCAGGGCGGUCUGAGAAGGGUGCUGGACUUGAUUAUUGCUGGCGAGUCAGGGCCCUGCUAGAUCAGCUACGAAGGUGGGAAACUGGUAUGCUUUGUAUAUUUUGGAAAAAACUGCUGAAGAUACCAAAGAAAGGGCAGCUCUUCUACUGACAAACAUAAGGAAAUAAUUUACCACCUACUUAGGAUUAGAAGACCAGCUCAUUCUUAGAGUUUUCUAAAACCAAAUUAGAAUGUAUUGGGGAGAUGAAUAUUCCCAUAAUUCUUUUGAUCUACAUUGUUUGUUAAAUUCAUUUCCUGGAGAGUUGGAGUUUAAGCAGAUCUUCAGUGACAUUGAUGAAAAGAUAGAACAAAAUGCUACAAGCAUAGAACAUUGCAUUAAAGAAAUACAGUCUGAAGUUAACAAACAAUGUCCAGAUGUGCAGCUACAAACAACAACUGACUGUUUUGAAUGGCUAAAUAAUUAUAAUUGUGAUUCAUUCAAGUCACCUUCCAUUCCCCAUGGAGAUUUGAUAAAGUUUCUCAAAACCCUGCAAGAUUUGUUGAAGAACGAACAAAAUCAAGAAGAAAUGGUAUUGGAUCUACUUUGGGACAUCUCCUGCCAGAGCAGUGUUUCACUCCCAUCAACUCUAAGUGGAACAUCUUUCCAUUUCCUCUCUAGGACUUCUCUUCAUUCGGUUGAAGAUCAUUCUUCUAUGGAUAUAAAGUCUAUAUGGGAUGAUAUAAGACUACAUCUCCGACGCUUCUUAGUGAGCAGAUUACAAAGCCACAAUGAAAUAAACAAUUCACAGCAAAAAAUUUUGUUGAAAAAUCAGUGCAUACAGCAACUCUUGUUUCUUUAUCCAGAAUCAGAAGUUACAAUCAAGUACCAAAACAUACAGAGUAAACUGUUGGCAAAACUCCUGCAGAACUGUUUUUCUUCUUACAGCAGAGAAUCAAAUUUAGACAUAAUGGCUGAUGGAUACCAAGGUACAAUGCUUAAGUUAUACUCAAUGAUAAAAGAGGAUUUUAACACACUACAUGAAAUUUUAGCUCCGUCCUCAACAGUGAAAUUCAUUAAAGAAACUUACCUGGAUACUUUAACAGAAGAAAUGGCAAAAUUUCUUGAAAAUUUUUGUGAGCCGCAGUUCAAAGAAAGUGCUGUCCGUGUGAUUAAAACAAGCAAGAGCUCCAGCAGGCAUAGAGGAGCAGUGCAUGCUUUGGUUAUCCCUGAAUGCCUACAGAAAGGAAGAAACUUUUUACUCUCCUUAGAUGAACUCAAGUUCUUAUCACAGCUCAUAAAACCCUUCUUGAAUCUGGAAAAAAACGUUCAGGAAUUGUUUGAAGAAAUGUUUUUAUCACUCAAGAUACCCAGGAAUGUUUCAGGAAUUUUGGAGACAUCCAAUAGAGAGGCUGUAAUAGCGAAACCUAGAACAAGCGAAGCAAUGAUUCCUUCAGAGCAAUUGCUACCAGCAAAAGAGGCUACUUUAUUAGAUUUUGGCUGGAGAAAUGCAUUUAAAGAAGUGUCUCUUCCUAUGGCACACUGUAUAACAACAGCAAUUGAAGAUUUUUCCACAAAAAUUCUCCAACAGGAACAGAAUGAAAGGUCUUCAGCUAUGAGCUAUGCUUUGAACCUUGUAAAUGUCCAGCAAGUUUGGCAAGAUAGCCACACGGUUUCUGAGGCAGACCAACCAAAGAAAAUCGCCAAGUUUUGUUCUGACAUCAUGGAAAAACUUGACACAAUGCUUCCACUGGCUCUGGCAUGCAGAGAUGAUUCUUUUCAGGAAAUUAGAGCAAACUUUGUGGAUGCCUGUUGUAAAGUAGCAACAGCUGUUCUGGCGAGACUGCAAGAGAGAGGCAAAGAGGUUCCUUCCAAAGCACCCCUGCAAAACUUGCACACGCUGCUCUCCACGGCGGUAUAUGUCUUCCAGCAUUUUAUGCAAUAUGAUAAUUUGAUGAAAGAAAAUACUAAGAAACCCAUAUUCCUGGUGCCUGUCCAACGAUAUCAGGAAUUCAUCAACACUCUACAGUUUCAGGUUACGGACUACUGCGUCAGAGUUUGUGCUACAAGCAUUUUACAGGAUGCUGAGAGCCACCACUGGGAUGACUACAAAGCUUUUUAUGAGGGGGAAAGAUGCUCCUUCUCGCUCCAGAUGUGGCAUUAUUUCUUCUGGGCUCUUCAUCAUGAUCUCUGGACCAUUCUGCCCCCUAAGUUAGCCCAGGAGAUUUUAGCAGAAGUGCUGGAGAAAUCUUUGGGUCUCCUGGCCUCCAGAUAUGCUCGGGCCCAUCCCAGUUAUAAGAGAACUCCACAAAUAAGACUUGAUGUCACAACAAUUUUAAUAUGUACUGAGAAUAUUUUAUGGUCAGUUUGUCCAUCUGUACAGAAGCUUUUGAAUCCUCAUGAGUAUAUAGAUGAUAAAAUUUUUAAAAUUCAUACCCAUUGUAAUAAUCUGUUUACAACACUGGUCAUUUUGACUGCACCAUUAACUGAAUUAUACGAGACUUUUCAGCAUGGCCUGGAUGAUUCUGCUUCAGAUUCCUUAAAACCAUCUUUCAAGCAACCAUUCCAUUGGCUUUCUUGCAUAUCACAUUUCUACCCUUCUUUACUCAGGACCCCAUCAGCUGGACAACUGACAGCCCAGGGUCAAUUGAAACUGCUCUUAUCCCAGCCAGGUUGUAAUUGGAACCUGCUUCUGGAAACCUUGCUGCAUCAUGAUGGUCUUUUACUGAGAAUCUUGCUAAGGAGCUCAAAACACACUGUUCAAGAACAAGGUUCUGAUACAGAAAAUAAUCUGAACCAAGGAUCCAGCUUGAUAGAAGCCAUCUUUAAAGUACUCUACCAUUGCAAUUUUUCUCCACAAACAUUUGGAAAUGUUUUUGUCAGCUACAUGGAAGAAGAACAAUUAUGGGACUUUUUAUAUAACAUUCCAGUCUUAGCGUGCAUGGAGUCUGAGGUGGAAGUCAUUCGAUGCUUGAGACUGGCAUUGACCGACGCCGUCAAGGACAUUGUACAGCAGAUAAUAUCCAUGAUGAGCUCUGGAAGAAAUUGUGAGACAAACCUGAACAAGCAUAUAGUUCCUCAACAUCUGUAUGAGAGCAUUCCAAAAGAGUGGAAUUAUAUCCCGAAAGAAACCAAAAGGAAAGAAUCAAGCAAAGGCGUCACAAGGCUUGCUGCUCAGGCAGUAUCUAUUGUAAUCAGCAAGUUACCUACGGUGAUUGCAUGUUUGCCUCCCCCAAUUAAAUACUUCUUUUUUCUCUCUGAGAGGAAAAUGUCAAAAAACUUUGUUGAAUUGAAGAAAGCUGGCCUGCUUGUCUGGAACUUGAUUGUAAUUAUAUGUCGGAUAUUUGAGGAUGGAAACACAGUGGAACUUUUAACAGGUGCCUCCCUUGACAGAUGGAGUAAAGAGAAACUCGGUUUAAUCUGUGUGUGUUUGGAAAGCAUCAUGGGAGAGCAGACAAAUAACCCCAAUCAAAUGACCCAAAAGGUCAUACAGAGCAUUGAGCAGCAAAAACCCAACUGGAUUGAAUGCCAGUUGUCGAAAGCAAGCAAAUUGAGCACCGAAUGUGCAUUUAUGACUAUAGAGAAAAGCACAGCCUUAGAAGAAGGAGAUAUUGCUCUUGAACUGACUGAGCAGAAAAUAAACAUGAUGGUCCUGGAUAUCUGCCACAAACCAGGUGGCAGCGAGUACCUGAGGCAAAUUUAUCACAUCAUGCGGCUCAAUGAGGAAUAUUUAAAAGAACAGCUGUUUUCUAUAAAUGGUUCCGAGGAAAAGCCAUUACCCAUCCGACCUUUAAAAAUGACCUUGAGUGUGGAAGAUCAGUCCUCUGCCUUUAACCCUUUCCAUGUGUACAAAGUGUUUAGUGAAAACAUGCUGGAUCAGUCAGCCAUCACAAAAUGGAACUGGAAUUGGUCAAACUUGCUGCCAAAUUAUAUAGGACUGGAUAAGAUGACCUUCAGUGUACUGCUAAAAAACAGGUGGGAAAUGAGGAAGGAUGAAAGACUAGAAGAAGAAGAAAAAACAAUGCUGGAACAUUUAAAACAAAUGUGCACCAUCCAGAACUCUUGUGCAUCAGAUAACACAGAGGAGGAGUUAUCCGCAGAAAACAGCAACAGCUUUAUUUUAGGAAAUAAUCACAUGUAAUGGAGUCAGACUUUUAUGCUAGUCGGAGUGAACCUCAGAUGUGCUAUGAAACAUGAAACCAAUGACUUAGUAAUCUCUGAACUGAAAAGUACAGCACAUAAAGAAUAAAGUGCUAUGUAUUUUUAUUUUAAAAAUAA
Phacochoerus africanus (Common warthog) is the source of this 4297-nucleotide messenger RNA. Its product is annotated as KIAA0825 ortholog. The transcript has 21 exons. The record is from RefSeq and is a predicted model, not a curated record. NCBI's taxonomy places the organism in Eukaryota, Metazoa, Chordata, Mammalia, Artiodactyla, Suidae. Bases 273 to 4160 code for a protein of 1295 amino acids.